GUCUAUCGCGCCGGAAGAGAAGAAGGUCCUUUUCCCAGCCAUCUUGUGGCUUCAUCUAGCGAAGUGUUCGCAGCAAGCCUCGUAGAAUCGGAGGAAAAUCCAGCUGAAGGGGCGCCAUCAUGCCCGGACAAAUGCAAGAAGGUUUUGGCUGCGCUAUAGCCAAUCGGUUCGACCAGUUAUUUGACGACGAGUCGGAUCCGUUUGAGCUGCUAAAGCAGGCCGAAGUGAAGAAGAAGAAGGAGGCUCUUGCUCCUGGUGCCGCCAAGACCGCAGCCCAGGCUGCUAAACAGCCGAAAAAGGAGUCCCAGAAAGACAGAAAGACCCCGCUGGCUGAUAAGAAGGAGGAGAGCCAAGCACCUCUUCCGCUCAAGAAAGAUGGUGCCGUCAUGAGGAGAAUGGGUCGCAAGCCAGAGGGUGACGGUUCCAGACCCCAGGGCGGCCAGGGAGAGGGGCGCCCCCCCACAGACAGACGGCCUGUGGACAGGCGGCCCCCUCGCCGCUUCGAGAGGCCUGCUGGUGAGGCUGGAGACAAGCCCGAGGGCGGCGAGUUCUCAGUCGAGAAGCCCAUUGGUGAGAGACCAAUGAGAGGACGUGGUGGCGGCAGAGGAGGCCGUGGAGGCAGAGGUCGCGGCAUGGGCCGCAGCGAUGGCUUUGACUCUAGAGGAAAGCGUGAAUUUGACCGACACAGUGGCAGCGACCGUUCUGGUCUGAAAGGUGAGGAGAAGCGUGGAGGAAGUGGAUCUCACAAUUGGGGCACAGUCAAGGAUGAACUGAAUGAGCUUGACCAGUCAAAUGUCACUGAUGAGAACCCUGAAGGAGAAGAGCACCCACCGGCUGACUCUGAGAACAAAAGGGAGAAUGAGGUGGAAGAGGUGAAGGAAGAAGGCGCCAAGGAGAUGACUCUGGAUGAAUGGAAGGCAAUGCAGAACAAGGAACGCUCCAAGGUAGACUUCAACAUCCGUAAGGCCAACGAGGGAGCUGAUUGGAACAAAGGAUUUGUGCUGCACAAGUCCAAGGCAGAUGCUAAGAAAGGAGAACUGAUUGACCCUGAGGUUGAUGAGCCUAAGCAGGGAGAGGAUGAACACCACUUCCGGAAGCCAGCCAAUGACAUUACGUCUCAGCUGGAGAUCAACUUUGGAGACUUGGGCCGUCCUGGACGUGGACGUGGUGGACCACGUGGUGGCCGGGGAGGAACUCGUGGCCGCAGCGAACCCACCAGGCCGACCCGUGGGGGGAGGACUGACAAGUCCUCUGCAUCUGUGCCCAAUGUAGACGACCCAGAGGCCUUCCCAGCUCUGGCUUAAGCCUAGGCUGCAGUCCCUCAGGCCUACAGGAGCCUUCUUAGCACCUCCACUACGAGGCUUGCAUGUUCCUGGAUCCUUCAGCAAGGUGACAUGAUGGCGAAGACUGUCAUUUAACUAUGGCACUCAAUGUGAGGACUGAGUUUUACCCAAUUAAAAACAAAAUGUGGAAAAAAACAGAAAUUAACAAAAAAACCAACAAAAAAAUCACAAAAGGACUUCUUGCUACUCUGGAGCAACUUAUUGGUAGAGGUUUUGUACUUGGAAACAAAGUAGCAGGGAUGUUUUCAUACAGUAUUUUUUUCAGAGGUUAUGCAUUGUCCAUUGAUACAUUUUUGUAAUUGCUGCUUGAAAAUAUGCGUUACUAAAUAUAAGCAUAAGAAGACUAUAUUUAGCUUGGUGUGUGCUAUUGCUCGCUCGCUUUAGAGGCACUGUGGAGCUCCAACCCAAGCUUAUAAGCUUUGCCACACCAGGUAUUUCUGAUGAAGUUACAACUUCACUCACAAGAUUUAUGGAUUUUUUUUUUUCUUUAGCACUGGGGUGUUGUUUUAUAUUUUAUACAGGAGGUCUAUUCUUCUAUGAUCUUCGGCUUGUAAAUCUUAAAUAUUUUCAUAAAUUUUUGAGAGACUGAAUUUCACAUGGUGCAACUAGGACACACCCUUGAUCCUUGAUCAAGAGAUGCUGCCUACAUUUGAAUGCAUUGAUGAAAUGGCGCCUAAAUCUGUAUUAAGGUUCUUUUUUACUGAAAUGUUCUAGAUGAGGAACAAUAGGUAAUUUUGGAGGACGGCGUAGGUGAUUACUCUCCUAAAUCUCAUUUCCAAGUGGAUCACUUUCAAGCUGAAAGUUAUUUCAUGCAAUUCGAUCUACUUGCAUUUAGGAAGUUGUUCACCCGGUCUCUUCCUCCCGGCGCAUUUUAUCUUUCGACUCGCCAUGUACAAGUAAUGCCUUAGUUUUUACUUUAGUGAUAUGGGGUGGUAGUGUCUUGACUCAGCUGAGAUUCUGCGACUGUUUACACACUCCACUCAAGCAUCCACAGGUUAAACUUGACCCGGCUUCAGUUUGUUUCUGCAGUCUGUCCUGUGCUGAUUUUCCUCCACUGUUGAAUUGCCCUGUUGCAUCCACAGUGGCACCACUGCAUAAUUGCUCUGAAAGAAAUACAGUCGUUCAUUGUGUGGAACAACUGAAGUGCUCUACAAAUGUGUGAAUUCUAGCCCUGCUAUUAGAGACCUCUGUCGGUAAAUAAAGAUGGUCGAGAAA
Molecule: messenger RNA, 2558 nt
Organism: Betta splendens (Siamese fighting fish)
Lineage: Eukaryota; Metazoa; Chordata; Actinopteri; Anabantiformes; Osphronemidae
Gene: serbp1a
Product: SERPINE1 mRNA binding protein 1a
Exons: 9
Coding region: 120-1304 (394 amino acids)
Cellular component (GO): cytoplasm; nucleus
Molecular function (GO): mRNA 3'-UTR binding
Source: RefSeq, a predicted model, not a curated record